AGCCCUUUUCCAGACUUCUGAAAUCAGUUCCUUGGAUGUGCGUAGAACUGCAGUUCUACCCAAAGUGACAGCAUUUUCAAACACGUCCAGUUAGAUCACCACAAUACUUUGGGAGCGAGAGCACGUCCGUGAUGUGGUCAAGAAAAAGACAGUCAAGCGUAUUGCUCCUGGAUGCAGAACACAGGGGCCAGCCUUGUAGUGUGUGUGGGGACCAGUGUCCAGGAUUCGCUCUGCACAGAUGGAGGAAGAUCUGUGUCCACUGUAAGUGUCAGCGAGAAGAGCAUGUUGUGACGACCAUGCCUCUGGAGAUGGAGAAGAACGUCACCAAGCUGAUGUACGACUUCCAGAGGAACUCCACCUCUGACGAUGACUCCGGCUGUGCCCUGGAGGAGUACGCCUGGGCGCCUCCCGGACUCAGCCCAGAGCAGGUGCAUCAGUACUACAGUUCCCUUCCUGAGGACAAGGUGCCUUAUGUGAACAGUCCAGGAGAGAAACAUCGCAUUAAACAGCUGCUUCACCAGCUCCCCCCACAUGACAAUGAGGUGCGCUACUGUAACACCCUGGAUGAGGAGGAGAAGAGAGAACUCAAACUGUUCAGCAACCAACGCAAGAGAGACAACCUGGGCAGAGGCAACGUCCGACCCUUCCCACUCACAAUCAGUGGGGCUGCGUGUGAACAGUGUGGGGGGCAGGUGAACGGGGGAGACAUUGUGGUGUUUGCUUCUCGGUCGGGACACGGCCAGUGCUGGCACCCUCACUGCUUCGUCUGCAGCAUGUGUGAGGAGCUACUUGUGGACCUCAUCUACUUCUAUCAGGAUGGGAAAAUCUACUGUGGCAGACACCACGCUGAGAGGCUGAAGCCACGCUGCUGUGCCUGUGAUGAGAUCAUCUUUGCUGAUGAGUGCACUGAGGCAGAGGGCCGACACUGGCACAUGAAGCACUUCUGCUGCUUUGAGUGUGAGGCCACUCUGGGCGGCCAGCGCUACAUCAUGAAGGACGGACGACCUCACUGCUGCAACUGCUUUGAAUCCCUCUAUGCAGAGUACUGCGACGCCUGUGGAGAACACAUAGGAAUAGACCAGGGCCAGAUGACGUAUGACGGGCAGCAUUGGCACGCCACAGAGGAGUGUUUCUGCUGUGCUCGCUGUAAGCGCUCCCUGCUGGGACGGCCCUUCCUGCCCAAGCAGGGACAGAUCUUCUGCUCUCGUUCCUGCAGCGCUGGGCAGGAUCCGGAUGAGUCCGACUCCUCGGACUCAGCCUUCCAGAGCGCCCGCUCCCGCGAGUCUCGCCACAGCACCAAGAUCGGGAAACAGGAGCGUCGCAGCGCUGAUCCAGAUCGUAGGAGUGCCGAGGUACGACAGAACCCCCCACCUCCCAUGCCGGACCGCCUCUCUGCUGAGCUGGACCCCAUGUCUGUCCAGAUGGACCGUCUGAGCCUCUCCUCUAGCCAGACCCCCAGCCGCACGCCCAGCCGCACUCCCAGUCGCACUCCUAGCCGCACUCCUAGCCUGAACCAGGUGUGGAUGAGCCGGGACGAACCCUACCCCCCUGCCUACGAGGGCUCCCCCCGUGACCCCUCUCCCACGCCCACACCCCUGCAGCUCCUGGGGCAGUGUAAUCCCAGGCAGGGCUACAGCCCCAGCCCCAACUCCCACCCCCCAGCCCAGAGCCCGGUCAACCCGGGGAAGAGGCCCGAGUCCUGGGUUAAGGAGCAGGGCAACACCAAGAGGACCCCCAUGGCUGCACUAAGAGGACACUCCUUCAACGAGAACUGGAUCCACCACAGCCAAGAUGAAUUUAGGCCCACCAAGCUGCGGACCCAAAUGAGCUUCAACGAGAUGUCCAGCCAGAACCAGGGGUUCCCCGAUAAGAGAAGCAUUAGCCUGCACGGCUUUCAGAGGGACAGCCGCCCCCCUCUGACCAGGAACAGAAACCCCAUCAAUGGCCUGAGCUUCAACGAGCCCCUCACCCCUCUGGAGCAGACCCCCCACGGCUCCAUAGAGUCCCUAACCAUGUCCAAUGCCACAGGUAACUCUCUGGAUGGGGGUACUAAGCGUCAGGAGCACCUGUCUAGGUUCUCCAUGCCGGAUCUGAGUAAGGACUCAGGCAUGAACGUGUCGGAGAAGAGCAACAUGGGCACACUCAGCUCCUCUGUCCAGUUCCGCAGCACAGAGUCCCUGUCCUCCUCUCGGCCCUACGGGAACCUGGACGCUCCUCGGGUGGGAUACCCCCUCCAGUACUGGGACUCCCCCCAGCCCCCGGCCUUUGAGGGUAAAGGUUGUGUGGGGCUGAUGGGCAGCAGUGGUAACCUGCGACUACCGCCCCUGAGUGAGAGAACCCCCCGUCGACGGGUCAACGCGCCAGAUCCCGUAUCCCAGCAGCAACCGCAGCAGCAACCCCCAGCGGGGCGUCGCAAGCACCACCGUGGUAACCCCGGCAACGGCCACCAUCGCAGCGGGCGCCACCACAAGCGCUCCCGCCGCUCUCGUUCUGACAACGCCCUGCACCUGGCUGCCGAUAGGCCAAGCCACAUGGUGGAACCGCCCCAUCGCCGUGUCCAAGAGGACUAUGAUUGCCUCCCCUCCGGCCGCACAGCCAGGGAGAUGUUUGGUCUGGGGGGUCUCGGCGGGUACAGACAGCAGCCCUACAGGCCCUGCCCUCGCACCACCUCUGACCUCACCCUGCAGAACGCAGGUGGGGCCGGCGGCCAGCCCCAGGGUCUCGCGGGGCCAUACUGGGGGGAGGGCUAUGGUGAGGGAGGGGACCCCUGGUGCUCCAGCUGCUCUUCAUCCUCUGAAUCUGAGGAAGACGAGGGCUACUUCCUAGGUGAGCCCAUUCCCAGGCCUGUGCAGCUGCGUUACCUUAACAACGAGGAGCUACGCCACCGCUACAGCCCUUCUGGUCUGGCUGGGCACCCUGCCCUGCACGGCCCCCUGCAUGGCCCCCUGCACGGGCCCCUGCAUGGGCCACUGCACGGGCAGCAUCACCACGGCCAGAUGCAUGGACAGCUCCACACACGCCACAGGAGGAAGAGCAAGAACUGCGUCAUCUCCUAGAAC
Messenger RNA from Hypomesus transpacificus, 3059 nucleotides. Its product is annotated as prickle-like protein 2. The coding region runs from base 132 to 3056 and encodes 974 amino acids. Gene Ontology annotation, molecular function: zinc ion binding. The record is from RefSeq and is a predicted model, not a curated record. Lineage: Eukaryota; Metazoa; Chordata; Actinopteri; Osmeriformes; Osmeridae. The transcript has 10 exons.